Canis lupus familiaris (dog) is the source of this 3792-nucleotide messenger RNA. It is a transcript of the gene NIBAN2, whose product is annotated as niban apoptosis regulator 2. NCBI's taxonomy places the organism in Eukaryota, Metazoa, Chordata, Mammalia, Carnivora, Canidae. The record is from RefSeq and is a predicted model, not a curated record. The coding region runs from base 133 to 2370 and encodes 745 amino acids. The transcript is spliced from 14 exons.
GAGCGCGGGCAGAGCGGAGGCCGCAGCGAGGGGCGGCGGGAGCGGGCCGGGCCGGGCUGCAUGGCGCCAGCCGUGUCCUCCUGAGCAGCGCGGGCAGCGACGGGCGGAUCCGGGCCGCGGCUCUUCCUCGCCAUGGGGGACGUGCUGUCCACGCACCUGGACGACGCCCGGCGCCAGCACAUCGCAGAGAAGACCGGGAAGAUCCUGACGGAGUUCCUCCGGUUUUAUGAGGACCAGUACGGCGUGGCCCUCUUCCACAGCAUGCGCCACGAGAUCGAGGCCACGGGGGCGCCGCAGUCGCAGCUGCUCUGGCGCAAGGUGCCGCUGGAUGAGCGCAUCAUCUUCUCCGGGAACCUCUUCCAGUACCAGGAGGACAACAAGAAGUGGCGGAACCGCUUCAGUCUCGUGCCUCACAACUACGGGCUGGUGCUGUAUGAGAACAAAGUGGCCUACGAGCGGCAGGUCCCACCCCGGGCUGUCAUCAACAGUGCAGGCUACAAGAUCCUCACCUCCGUGGAUCAGUACCUGGAGCUUGUUAGCAACUCCUUACCAGGGAUCACCUCCAAGUCGGGCAGCACCCCCAUCCUCAAGUGCCCGACGCAGUUCCCGCUCAUCCUCUGGCACCCUUCUGCACGGCACUACUACUUCUGCAUGAUGACAGAAGCCGAGCAGGACAAGUGGCAGGCAGUCCUGCAGGACUGCAUCCGGCACUGCAACAAUGGCAUCCCUGAGGCCUCCAAGGUAGAGGGCCCUGCAUUCACGGAUGCCAUUCGCAUGUACCGCCAGUCGAAGGAGCUGUAUGGCACCUGGGAGAUGCUGUGUGGGAACGAGGUGCAGAUCCUGAGCAACCUGGUGAUGGAGGAGCUGGGUCCUGAGCUGAAGGCAGAGCUCGCCCCACGGCUGAAGGGCAAGCCACAGGAGCGACAGAGGCAGUGGAUCCAGAUCUCGGACGCCGUGUACCGCAUGGUGUACGAGCAGGCCAAGGCACGCUUUGAGGCCGUGCUGGCCAAGCUGCAGCUGGCCCGGCCAGCCAUGGAGGCGACCAUCCGCACAGACAUGGACCAGAUCAUCACCUCCAAGGAGCACCUGGCCAGCAAGAUCCGAGCCUUCAUCCUCCCCAAGGCAGAGGUGUGCGUCCGGAACCACGUCCAGCCCUACAUCCCGUCCAUCCUGGAGGCUCUGAUGGUGCCCACCAGCCAGGGCUUCACCGAGGUGCGGGACGUCUUCUUCAAAGAGGUGACCGACAUGAACCUGAACAUCAUCAACGAGGGCGGUGCCGACAAGCUGGGUGAGUACAUGGAGAAGCUGUCCCAGCUGGCGUACCACCCCCUCAAGAUGCAGAGCUGCUAUGAGAAGAUGGAGCCACUGCGGCUCGAUGGGCUGCAGCAGCGUUUCGACGUGUCCAGCACAUCCGUGUUCAAGCAGCGAGCCCAGAUCCACAUGCGAGAGCAAAUGGACAACGCCGUGUACACCUUUGAGAGCCUUCUAUACCAGGAGCUGGGGAAGGGGCCCAGCAGGGAGGAGCUGUGCAAGGCCACCCAGCGGAUCCUGGAGCGGGUGCUGAAGAAGUACGACUACGACAGCAGCUCGGUGCGGAAGCGAUUCUUCCGGGAGGCGCUGCUGCAGAUCACCAUCCCGUUCCUGCUCAAGAAGCUGGCCCCCACGUGCAAGUCGGAGCUGCCCCGGUUCCAAGAGCUGAUCUUUGAGGACUUCGCCAGGUUCAUCCUGGUGGAGAACACAUAUGAGGAGGUGGUGCUGCAGACGGUCAUGAAGGACAUCCUGCAGGCUGUGAAGGAGGCCGCGGUGCAGAGGAAGCACAACUUAUACCGGGACAGCAUGGUCAUGCACAAUAGCGACCCCAACUUGCACUUGCUGGCUGAGGGUGCCCCCAUCGACUGGAGCGAGGAAUACAGCGGCAGCGGUGGAGACGGUGGCAGCCCUGGUGCCCCAGAAGCAGCCACUUUCUCAGAAAAGCGACGGCGUGCCAAGCAGGUGGUGUCCGUAGUGCAGGAUGAGGAGGCAGGGCUGCCGUUCGAGGCUGGCUCAGAGCUGCUGUCACCUGCAUCCCCGGACAGUGUCACUGAGCUCCGUGGUCUGCUGGCCAGGGAGCUGCGGGAGGAGAACCCCCUGCCGGCUGGCCCUCUGCUCAAUGGGGCCCCCUCCUCGGAGAGCCCCCAGCCUGUGGCAGCCUCAGAGGCCUCCUCACCACCUGCCUCACCCCUGUGGCAACUCCCUCCUGGAAAGGCUGCGGACCUUGAGCCUCCCAAACCGAGUGACCAGGAGACCGGGGAGCAGGUGUCCAGCCCCGGUGACCGCCCUCCCAUCCAUACCACCACCGAGGACAGCGCCGGGGUGCAGACAGAGUUCUAGGCCAGUCACCCCUGAGCUUCUGCUGGUCAUGGCACAUGGGUCACCCCCUCCGAGACCCUGGCAGGCCAGGCCCCAGGCGGGGAGCCCCGGAUCUAGGCCUCAGGGUGGAGGUGGGGCAGGCCUGUUGUGGUACCUCUGGGGCUGGGCAGGGGUGGCCCACCUGAGUCACUUUAUUGGAUUUGGUCACACUUUGCUCCCUGUUUUCUCUUCUGUGGGAUGAUCUUGGGCUUCCUGCUUGUGCUGGGGGCUGGGCACAGCCAAGGGGGCUGAGGAGUACCCAGUGGCCUGGUCCUCCCUCCUCCUCAGAUGGGCGUAGUCUUUGUCAUGUGUCACUCGGCCAUUUAAUUCUCUCCUCACCAGGGCACUUGCUGGAACCAGGAAUAUGGAGCCUUGAGGUCCAGCUCUGGGUCCCGACCACUGUCCUCCUCAAUCCUGGCUGGGCCUCUGGAAGCCAGUUUUGGAGUGGACACUGGCCUUGCUUGCCCUGCUCUGGGUGAGGGAAGUGCACCGGGGGUGGGGGUGGGGUGGGGGUGGGUUCUUGCAGGCUGCAGCCAGGCUGGGUGUGCUGGUUUGGGGGAAUGCCUCACGGAGGAGCGGGGCUGAGGGGUCUGGCUUGGAGCAAGAAAGGCCCAGAAUGUGCUGGUCGGUGUAGAGGAAGUGUUUCAAGGGAGGGAAGAGGUGACCUGCAGGGAAGUAUGGCUGGAGUGUCUUCAGAGCAGGCUGAGGUGGCAGAGGGAAGGCUGCCGGAACAGGCUUUUGCAUCUCCACCCCCCCACCCCCCCUACCCCCCACCUGGCUCCUGCCUGUUCCCCUGCCCCACUUGUGGCCACACACCCCGGGCUGGGACAGAGGGGUGGCAGGCUGCUCAGAAGUGGGGUUUGCAGGGUGGAGAUUCCUGUCUCCUGAGGGCCACCCCCCAGGUACGCACUGUCCACCAGGGGAGCUGCAUGUGGCUCCCCAAGGCAUCAUGGGUGGCCCCUCUGAUGAUCUGGGGUCAGGCCAUGGCUUGGCCCCCACUCCACUGCCUCUGCAUCACCAAGUCACCUCACCCUGAAGAUUUUCUCAGAUGUCCUUGCACAGCUGCUUGUUCCUGGGGGUGAAGGUCAAGUGAGGCAGCUCCAGCCUGGCGGCCCCUUCCCCAGCCUCCUCUGUGGCCCUGCAUCCUCUGUCCCCAUGAUCUGCUUCCUGGGGCAGGGGCUGCAGACCCACAGGCUGCAUGGCAGUGGCUGGUGCUCAGGGACCCCUGGUCCCCCAGCCCUAAUCUCCAGUGCCUCACUAACCUUCUAGCACCAUGGUCCGUGCUCAGAUGUGCACCUCUAGUGCCUUCUCUUGGGGUUUUCUCAGUCAUCCUGACCAGAUAUCGUACUGAAAAUAUUAUGCAAACCGUUUAAGCUUUACUAAUCAAUAAAUGAUUUAAAGCCA